AUUAUGAAGACGUGUAUAAAACAUGACUGCUGCAGUGAAAUAGACUGUGACAGUAUUAAUUUCUUCGUCGAAAAAUCAAGGAGGACUUUCUUUUAUUAUGCUGCUAUGACAACCCUUUGACAAUUUGCUGUGAAUAUUGAAAAUUUGGGAUGAGUAUCUCUCAUGUGGACAAAAAAUAAAGCCUCAAGAAUACAGGAAUGUUUUCAAUCAAAGUCGGUCAAGAUUCUCGAACCUCAUAAACAUCGCCUCAACGACGGGUUCUUGGUGAUUAAUCAUUUGAUACUUGUGAAUCAGUACAUUUUGGCAGACGAUAAUCGCAUAUACCAAUUUGGCUCCUUUUGUAGCUGAUUCAAUAUCAGACCGCGGUGCUCUGUACAUAGGAUACGCGACAAAACUAUAGAUCGUGUUUGCUUGAGCGCACAUCAUUCAUGCACCAAGACGACUCAGGAGACUUCGUCAUUUGUAGAUACCUCAAAACUACAGUUCAAAACGUCUUUCCUUUUAUCACAAAUGUCAAUGUAGAUCCAAUAGAAUAUUAUCUAUUCAAUGUGGAAACAUAUCGUGUAACAAUGUCUUUUGAGUCUAAAUGAACCAGGGCGGCCCGCACGUGCAGUAUUGUUACGUUUUAAAGAUUCCUUGACAACGGAGUGACACACUUCUUUGAGAUGUAAUAUUUACGAUGGAAACACGAAGUUAACAUUUCAUUAGUCUUUACUCAGUGGUAUAAAUUAUAAACGCUAUUUGUGUAAUAACUGAAAAUCAACCCGUUGGGAUUUGACAUUAACAAUGGAAACACAUAGAUCAAUGGAUCGGACGCUUUAGAAACAUUAAUAUAUUGUAUUCCUGUUGGGUGUUGGGACGCUGCAGUGUCACCCCCUUGGGAGCUGAAAUUUACAAUGGAUACACAAUCGUCAGUGAAUAGACAGGGAUCUGUAGUAACGUUAAUUGUAUUCCUUGUAUUCCAUUCCAAAUAGGUUAUAUCGCAGUUUCUCAGGGAUCACUGAACACGACGUAAUCAUGAGCGGCUUCAGUUUUGAGGAACAGUUAAAGAAGCACGAAAGAGACAAACUUGCCAAGGGGAAAUUCGACGACCUAGACGGGGUACCCCUCGGAACGCAGCUGGAGUACUACGCCCAUCCUGAUCAUUACCAGGGUUGUAAUUUUAACACUAUAAGUCGCAUGGUGUAUAUUAAGCAAAAUGUGGAAGUGGGGGACGAGGACAAAAAGUUAACAUCGAGCCAUGAUAAUCUCCUUGAAAACCGUGAGAACGCUGCUGCGAGACGUGGUGUGAGUAAAAGUAAAGUUAGCGUCCCAGAGCUAAUUCCAACACGGAGUAAAAACGCACAACAGCGACCCAAAGAAAUGUCGAGUACAAAUAGGCGGAACGAAAAUGGCUUAGUGCUGCACAGAUCGAAGUCCAAAUCACGAGAAUUUGAAGAGGAGAAGCAGACACAUGGCUCAACUUUCUCAGGAGAAAAAUCUACUGGGGUGGCGUUGAAUUCAGAGGGGCCACUUGGCCUCGGGGAGAUAAAAUCGACCACUUUUGGACCCGGGGACAACUUCGGUAAAAAUGACAGGAUACGUAAUUUAAACAAUUAUAGAUCAAAGUCUUUUGGAAAUAAAAGAGAACUUUUGAGAAAUAAAUACAAUUUCUCUCAACCGGAACGCUUCCCUAAAGCUAAAGACACGAAGGUUAGUAAAGAAAAUGUAGACAUAAAACAUCCCAGUUCUUCAGUUUUUCCUCUCGUCACACCAGAAGAUGGAAAAGUACGUGUUGCUCCUGAAAACUUCAGAUAUGCCCCUGGGUUCGAGUCCGAUUCUUCACUCCCUCGCUCCCCCUCGCGUCGAAUAUCACGCCGGAAUCGGAAGAGAAAAACGCAGACGAACUCCCCCUCACUUGAACUCCCAUCUGACGUAAAUCUCGAGGAAAAUCCCGCACAGCCUGAUAAAGAAAACAAGGGAGGUGGUCGACUAUCGAAGGGUCGGUCACUGUUCCGCAGGACUAUCCGGAUUAUUCUGCAUCUACAGCAAUGGAUCUCAGCGAUCAUGGAAAAAGGCGAGGAGGAAUCCCAAGGCGCCGAGAAAACCUCCAGUUUCAGCGACUUUGCCCAGGCGCUGAGCAGCCAGCGGAUGGCGAACUCGGACGUUCAUUUUGAUCCAGCAGAUUUCAAAGCCAAAAAAGACAUCAAUAUAAGCAAGGACGUGCAAUAUAUUUUAAACCUUCCCAAAGCCAUGAGGACCCCCGACCAAGUCCAGUCGGUUUUAUAUGGACUUCAACAUCUGCGAUCUUUUGCCGAAUAUCCACUUCAUAUGCAAGAAAAACUGUGCAAAGUAGCUUUUUUCCAAACAGUGACUCCCAAGCGUGUCAUCAUAAGACAAGGACAUUAUGCCGAGAACUUUUAUUUCAUACUCUCUGGUCACGCCAUGGUGACGCUCCUUGAGCGCGACGCAAUAACUGGGGAGACGCAGCUCCGAGCCGUUAAAACGCUAAAGAAAGGACAAAGUUUUGGGGUGAGAACAAUGAAAUAUUGA
This is a messenger RNA of Lingula anatina, 2532 nucleotides long. RefSeq names its product cyclic nucleotide-binding domain-containing protein 2. The record is from RefSeq and is a predicted model, not a curated record. Lineage: Eukaryota; Metazoa; Brachiopoda; Lingulata; Lingulida; Lingulidae.